AUGGCACGGGUCCACCCCUUGACCUUUUGUAACUCUGAGAACUUUGAUAUCCAGGAGAUCGGCUGGGUCGGGGUCAUCAAGUUGGAGGAGCCCCACUCCGAGCCGGAAUCGUGCCGGUCCGUCUUCAGAAAGGCCAAGUUGGCGAUACAAGGCGGGGCUACUGCUGUUGUGUUUGACGUCACAGACAACUCUGGAGCACAAUCUGACCUGCAAAGAUUCCAUGAGAGGCUGACCCGCCCGGUGAUUGUGAUGGAGGGGUCAGAUGCCGUCCAGCUGAUGAAGAUUGUCCGGUCAGAUCUUCCGGCAAGAAUCCGGAUCCGCCGCGGACAACGGAGUCAGCAAACGGAUAUCAAUAAGAAAGAAUACUUUGGCAUGGCCAUCUUUGUGGCGAUCUUUUUACUCUUCUGUAUUGUCUGCGUGUUCGUCAUGCUGAAGCUAAAAUGGAGGCACAGAGAACAACAGCUGUCAGAGACCAACCACACAAAAAGAGCCAUUGCUAAACUGGAGACGAGGAAGUACCAGCAUCCCAUCCACGGUAGCCAGGUUUUUCACGCCCUGAGCUCUGAUACCAGCCUGCACAGCUCCAUAUCUGAGAGCUGCGCCAUUUGCCUGGAGGGCUACAAGCCUGGCCAGGUUCUGAGGGUACUGCCCUGUCAUCACGAGUUCCACCAGCUGUGUGUUGACCCGUGGCUGGAGAAUCAUGGCACUUGUCCGCUCUGCAAGAUCCACAUUGCUGAAAAAAAAGAAAUAGCUGUCAAUGAUAAUGGCACAGUUCUAACAGUAUCAAAUCAGCCCCAGCGACAUCGUCCCCGUCCACAGCAGCGUCAGCGCACGCGCCGCCAAAGGUCUUCAACGUACUCCUUGUUUGCACCGAGUGCAUCUGGGUCAAGGUCCAGCUUUCCGUUCCAGCUCUUCUCAUCUCAGCCAGAGUACACCCCCUUUCAAGUAGUGCACACCAGCGCCGCCCCUCGCUACUUCCAUAGCUGCUCCUCCUGUCAUGGGACCCUAGGCUCCUCCCCAUCUCCAAACUCAUUCAAUCAAAUCUCCAGGCCCGACCAGACCUGUGCUAACAAUUCUGGAUUAAUCCCUGCAGCCAGCUGUACAAACAUCAAGGAAGUAGAUGCAAAAGUCAAAAGAAAAUCUUACGUUAAACUCAAGUCUCAUGCAGCUUCUCCGUCCUACCCUCACACCAAACACUCUCAGGUAUUCCCUUCAAACACUACCCGCCCUGUUUGCGGAUGUUCGCAUUUUUCAGAAUCUAAAGGCGUUCGCACGCAGGACUCAAGGUUAUACAUUCCAUCUUCACACCCCUCGCGUCUUCUAUCUUCCAACAUUCCCAGCCUCAGAGUUAGUGCUAAGACAGUGCCAGCCCUGCCCCAGGGCAUAAGGGCCGUCAGCACCACUGCCCUCCACGGAUCCUGUUCGUCAGACGUCAACCCGAGUGAAACAUCGUGCGACUGCGACGGGAUUACACACACCUGUCGCUCACCUGCUGACAGCAACCGGAGCACCUGCGGCAGUAGCGGCCUGCACAAAGAUUCCUGUGAUAGCAGCAGCUUUGAUUCCAACAUCUACAAGGGCAAGGGGUCUUCAAGUUCCAGUGAAGAAAAGAACACCAGUGGUCACAACAGAAAUACAUAUUUUAAACCAUUUUCUCAGGGACCCAGUAAUCAUUACAAAGACACCUUGACUAUAUUUUCCACUCCCAUUUCUUUAAGACCUUCUUGUGUUUCUAAAAGGAAAAGACGGGAGUCGGAUCAAAGAGAAAUAACAAAAGAGCAUUUACUGAAACCUUUGUGGAAUUUAAACGAUUCGUUGUCGUCGCCGUGUUUAUCAGAUGCCAGUGCUGGAACCUGUUCCUGGAAGUCUUUUUCCUCAUCACAAUCCAACCUGGUCUCCUCGGAAUGUUGUAGUGAUAAUUCUUCGGAUAAUUUAAGAACCAGUGGUUGUGACGGUGACUGCGACAGUGUGGAUGGUGGAGGCGAAGCUUUGGCUUCCAGGAGCUCUGAGAGUGAUAGCAACUUUCAUGUGGUGCCGUCGCUUUCAGCAUUGACUAAACCUCCUUAUGCCCCUUUCUUCUCACAGAGGCUGAAACGUCGUCAUCGUAGAACACACAGCACCCCUGCUCGUCUUUCAUACAUGAAUGCCUACAUUUCUAGAAAGCAGAUACAAAAUUCCUCAUCUUACAGGCGCAGCAGUACUUUCUACAGCAGGAAGGAAUUCAACGAGAAGAAAGUCCAGCUCGGCAUGAGCAGUGUGGUCAAUACUUCCCUUGUGGCAUACGGGGACAUGAGUAACGUAACAGUCAGCAAGUUAGAGUCUUAUCCAUCCAGGCAACAGGAAACAGCUGGCCAGCCAGUCUUCCUGGUGCCGGACCCUGCUCAGGCUGUGUACUCAUGGAGGGUUGACCAGCACAGGAUUUACUCUAGAGUGGUGACCACAGCAACUGCCGAGACUCAACCCCCAGGGGUGCUUGUUUUCCCUGCCAGCCCAGAUCUGUCAGCGUCUGCUGGUGUCCUGCGGCCGUCAGUUCCAUCUUGCCAUGUGUGUCACCGGCCAACCACCACAGAAACUUCUAGAGAAACAGAACUUGCAGUCAGACAAUCUAGAGUUUAUUUCACUGAUCCACCAGGAAUGUUUGUUACCAUGCCAGUGACAGAGAGUGACAAUUAUCCUUCUAAAGGCAGUGCUGUUUGAGAUCAAUUCUGUACUUAGGGUUUAAAAAUAAAAAGUUACCUUCAAGAAGCUUCAUCUAGCAGUUUAAAAAUUACAAUUUUAUUAUUUCUAUUUUGUUUUUAAAGGCUUGCUGUGAAAAACAAUUCCAGUUUAAAAAUUUACUCCAAAACUUUGUUAUCGCAACAUUUUUCUGCAGAAGUAUACUUUGUUUGAUAUAGUGCAGUUUUAAUCAUUCUGAAAUGGAUUUUAUUUAUAUUUGGUAGGUGCCUUGUGUUGCUCUUAUGAAAUAAAAAUAACAAACGCCCACUUAAUUUAUUAAAAUAUAACCAGGGAAUUGUUAUGUAUAAAUACACAUAUAUAAAUGAAAAGUUCAUGGAAAAAUCUGAGAUGCAAUGUAAAUAAACAUAACUUUUGCCUUUUUACUGUGCAAUUUAGUCAUUUGAAUGUAAUAGACAUGCAAACAGUUCUGUAUCCUGAAUGGUAAUAUUAAUUUAUAAUUUUAUUGCAUUUGGGAGCUUUUUCUAUAACCAGCUCAGGAUAUAUUAUAAUUUAUUUUAGAUAUUUUAAAAAACUAAACUAGUUACGUUUGAAUUAAGACUUCAAUUACAAAUGCAAAAUAAUUUUGUUUUAUAAGAAAGUGAAUACAAAUAAGGGAGAGAAAUCUUAUUUUACACUUAACGAUGUUAAGGAAAAUAAUUUUAGUUUGCUACUUCUCUGUAUUAAAGACCUUACUCUGCAACACAAGACAAAAUUGCAGUUACUUGAGAGAUUUUUUUUCACAAACUAAAGAAAUUUCUAAAAAUAAAUGAGAAACUGUUUGAUUAUUUUCAGUGCUGUGGAAUCAAAAGUUUAAGUUUAAAAUUUAAAAUGACAUAGCUAAAAUUGGUAGAAAAUCAUUUGUAAACCUCUGUUAUUAUUAGAAUGAAAGGCUCCAUAUGUUAACUUCUGUGUUAAAACAUAUUUAUUUUCAUCUGCUAAAUUAAGUUUGUUCAUAUGUUCAUGUUUUAUUGUGAUCAAUUCAGUGAUCACAAAGUCUUGAGCUAAGUCGGCAUUUUGUCAAGUUUCUUUUUAACUAAAUUUCAUGCACUUGUUAUUCUACAAUCUCAUUAUUUUAAGUUGUUGCUCAAUUAAAUUGAUGUAAUAAAAGUAAAGUGUUACAAAUCCACAGUUGUUAAGAAACAGAAACUUUAAUAUCAGAAGCUGAGACAAGCUUAAUUCUUUUUUUUUUUAAAUUUAUUUUGAUGUACUGUUUGGUGUAAUUAAGAACAACAUUGGUACCAAAAUUUAAUUUAAAAUGCUGGUUAGACUCAAUGUUUUCCAUCCUCUCCAAUCAUUCUCACAAUACUUACUAGGGCAGUACAAAUGCAUCUGAGUAUUUGAAGGUUGUUAUUAUGGCAUUUAUUAUUUAUUGAUAUUUAUGAAACAUCUUUUUUUUUCUGUUUAUUUUUAUAAAUUAUUUUCAAUUAAAAAAAAACAAUUAAUGCAGUGUGCCAAUGAGGUUAAGUUGGAUUUUAGAUGAGACUUUUUAAAAAAUAUUUUUUAUUAUUUUAUAUUUAAUUCAAAUCAAACCUUU
Messenger RNA from Physella acuta, 4249 nucleotides. RefSeq names its product E3 ubiquitin-protein ligase ZNRF3. Lineage: Eukaryota; Metazoa; Mollusca; Gastropoda; Physidae. The record is from RefSeq and is a predicted model, not a curated record.